This is a messenger RNA of Apis florea (little honeybee), 3098 nucleotides long. RefSeq names its product tectonic-3. Gene Ontology annotation, cellular component: ciliary transition zone. The record is from RefSeq and is a predicted model, not a curated record. Lineage: Eukaryota; Metazoa; Arthropoda; Insecta; Hymenoptera; Apidae. Gene Ontology annotation, biological process: cilium assembly.
UGUUGAUUGAUGAGUCAAUAGUUGACAUAUAUAUUAUAAUACAUUUGUAGCAUAAAGAUUGUUUAUAUUUAUCAAUUAUUUGACUAAAUUAUAAUAAAAAUUGUAAUAUAUAUUAAUUAAUAUCUCUUAAAUAUUUGUCAUUCAAGUCAAUAUUUUCAAUUCAUCAUUUGUAAUUUUCAUAUUCAAAUAAUUAAUUCAACAAAUAAAAGGAUAAUAUAUAUUAAUUUUUAACAAUGUUAUCAUAAUGAUUAUAUCACAAUUUUUAUCAUAAAAUAUAAACAUUAUUUAAUCGUAAUAUAUUUUAAUUCAUUUAUAGAAAGAGAAAAAAUUUCAGUUAAUACAUUCAAUAAAAUGAUUUUGUGGAAUGGCCGAAUUGCAUAUUGUAGGUCGAAUUUCGUCUGCAAAAGAUUUUAAACAAUCACAUCUUUUAUGCAAAUGGAGUUUUCAUGCCGGUAGAGGAUGGAAAGUAUUAAAUGGUUAUGAAGAAGGACAAACUCAAGAAAGUUGUGAUUUAUAUACAAAUGAACCAGUUUGGGAUCAUCCCAUAGAUUUACAUUAUACAACACAAACUAUUCAAAAUUCACCAAAAAUUUUACUACAAAUAUUUCAUAGAGAUACACAUGGAAGAAUAUUAUUUGGAUCCUAUGGUAUUUGUAAUAUUCCUUUAUCUCCUGGAUUGCAUUCUAUAAAGUGUCACACGUGGAAACCAAUUGGUAAUUGGAAAGAUAGAUUAAGAGAUAAGUUUUUGGGAAUAAGUUUACAAUUAAAAUCACCAAAUAUUUUGGUUAAUUCUUUAGAUAGAUUUGAAUUACUUACAGAAAGUAUGGGUACAAUUAAAAUUGAAUUAUAUAUACUUACCCGAAAUUUUGAAAAAUAUGGAUGUAUAAAAUACAUAUAUAUAAUUAUCAACAUGUUUAUAACAAAAUUUAUAUUAAUAUCUUUUUAUCUUAUGUUAAAUAAGUCUGUAUAUGCUAAGAAACUUGAAGAGAUAUUCACAUGUGUGAAUGAAACAGGAUGUGAUGAAUUAAUAGAGAAAGAUAUUUUAGAAGAAACUUUAAGUACUACAGUUGAAAAUAUUUAUAAUACUACUAUCAAUUCUAUAUAUUCAACUCAAUCUACAAAAUUUCAAAUAAUUACCAAACAAAUGCCUCAGAAAAUUAAGUACAAUAAAAAAUCACAAAAUCAAAAUAUAUAUAAAAUGCACUCUGACAUAUGUGAAUGUGACUUAAUGAUGUCAUCUUGUGAUAUUAAUUGUUGUUGUGACAAAGAUUGCAAUGAUUUUCAUUUAACUGUUUUUUCAUAUUGUGAAAAUUAUCAACCUGAAUUAUUUGAUAAACGUUAUUGUUAUAAUAGAAAUUUUAUACAACGAAAUAAUACUCCAUUUAUACUUGAAAAAUUGGCGAAUAAUCUCUUUUGUAUUUUAUAUGAUAAUCUUCCACCUACUUACAGUAUUAAUAAUGAGUUGGAUAUAAAAACUGAAGAAGAUAUAAGGAAAGCAAUAAAUUUAAAUAAAUUGACAUGGAAAUGGAAUGACCAAUUUUAUCAACUUGAAUAUAAUAUUUCUAAUCCUUAUCAAGAUGGUGAUGUUAUGUGGAUAGUAUAUAACAAUUAUAUUCAACCCUUUGAAAUAUUACAAUCUGGAUUUACUGAAUUAUGCUCCUUUAAGAAAACUUUAAAAUAUCUUCGUGAAUGGAAAGAACAAUGUUUACAAACUGAAUUAAUUGACACAAAUAAAUUUUUAUUUCCUGCAACAUUUAAUAAUUUUACAAUUAUAGUAUCUCCUCAUUUGUUAAAUGAAACUUAUAUUCAGUUGCAGAUUUGUCCUAAAAAUGUAUGUUUAACUUUAAAUAGUUAUUAUUGUAAACAUUAUUGGAAAACAUGCAGUAAUAAUACUAUAAUAGGAUCUUGUUUUAAUGGAACAUGUUACAACAUUGUAACAGGUGUAAAAUAUUUAAUUGUUCACAAUGGCUCUAUGGGAAUUAAUAAUAUCGAUGUAUAUUUUAAUAUAGGUAAUGUUUCUCAAAAUUUUUAUCAGCAGUUUAUAGUAACAUAUGAAUGGGCAAAAUUAGAUAAAAAAAAAAGUUUCUCUCUCAGUGGUAAUCCUGGCUAUAUUAUUGGAAAGCCAUUAAUUAUAGGUACUUUAAAAAUAAAUAAGACUAAUAAUAUAGAAACUAAAUAUAUCAAUUUUAAUAAAACUGAUAGUUUUUUGACAUUACCCAUAGCUACAAAAACCGGUGAAUGUAAUAAAAUUAAUAGGUAUGCUCUUGCUUUUGGAGAAAAUAUUAAAUUGAAAUGCUCUGUAUCUGUACAUACUAAUAAUUUUAGUACAGCAUCUUGUAUAGAAUUACAAAAUCUUAUUAUGCAUAUUUUACUUAAAGAUACUUUAUUUAAUGUUACACAGAUAAAUCAAUAUAAUAUUUAUGUUGCCAAGUUAGGUAACUUUUCUAAUAAUGAUACUAUUAAUUGGACAAAAAUUUUAUUGGAUAGAAUGCCACAAAAUAUUAUAGUAGGAUCGUUUGUUAAUAAUCGUUUAUAUUGUUCAGAUUUAAUAACAUCUAUACAUUUAAAUAUUUUAUAUUCUGCUUUAACAAAACCUGAAACAUUAAAAAAUUAUAAGAUAAUAGGUGUUAGUAUUACAUUUUCAGCAGGAUCUAAUAUAUCUUGGUCAAAGUGUUCAUCUAAAAAAUGUAUAGAUCUACUAAAAAUAGAUGUUGUUAGUUAUGUUACAUUUCAUGAUAUAUCAAAACCAUCCAAAUAUUAUUUUGUGGGAGGACCAAACUUAGAUAUUACUUUACCAUAUGAUUUUUUUUAUCCUUUUUUAAAUAGUUCAACUUGUAUUAAAUCAAGUAUAUUUUUAAUUAGUACAAUAUUGAGUAUAACUUUGCAUAAUUUUUUUAUUGAUUUCAAGUAACAUAAUUAUAUAUAACAGUUUAUUAUAUGCACAUUAAAUUACUAUAUUACACAGCACAUUAAAUUAUAUAUUUUGUUAAAAUAUUUAUUUAAUAAUAUAAACUAUGUAUAACAAAUGAAUGAAAAUAAUUUUAUAUUUGUAAAUAAAUGAUAAAUUUCAUAAAUAUAAAAGUAUAAAUAUUCAUGAU